AGCAUCUCGCAAAUAACGAGAUCUUUCUCGCGGGUCACGUGGCGUGGAGGGCGGCUGUUGACAUGAAGUUAAACAUUUCGUACCCCGCUACGGGGUGUCAGAAGCUCUUUGAGUUUGAUGAUGAGAAAAAAGUACGCAUCUUCAAUGAGAGGCGUAUGGGCCAAGAAGUUGAGGCGGACUCCUUAGGUGAGGAGUGGAAGGGCUACGUGAUGCGUAUCGCUGGUGGCAACGACAAGCAAGGUUUUCCCAUGAAGCAGGGUGUCCUUACAAACAAUCGUGUCCGGCUCUUGCUUUCAAAGGGUCAUUCUUGCUAUCGUCCCCGCAGAACUGGAGAGCGCAAGAGGAAGUCAGUCCGUGGUUGUAUUGUGGAUGCAAACUUGUCUGUGCUUGCCCUGGUUAUUGUCAAGAAGGGUGAAGGGGAGAUUCCUGGGCUUACUGAUAGCUCAGUUCCUCGUCGCCUGGGACCAAAGCGAGCUUCCAAGAUCAGGAAGUUGUUCAACUUAAGCAAGCAGGAUGAUGUGCGCCAAUAUGUGAUCAAGCGUCCACUGAGCAGCAAGGAUGGCAAGAAGCCCAGGACUAAGGCUCCCAAGAUCCAGAGGCUCAUUACUCCAGUUGUUCUUCAGCGUAAGAGACAUAAGAAGGCCCUUAAACGCCAGCGAGCUGUCAAAAACAAGGAGGAGAAAGCCGAUUAUGCCAAACUUCUGGCCAUGAGACAGAAGGAGGCUAAGGAAAAGAGGCAAGAGGAGAUCCGACGUCGCCGUUCUUCUUUGCGUGAAUCAAAGUCCUCUGAAAAAUCUAAAUAAGCCAAUAAAGCCCAUUAUUUAGAAAA
Messenger RNA from Cherax quadricarinatus, 829 nucleotides. RefSeq names its product ribosomal protein S6 (gene RpS6). Gene Ontology annotation, biological process: translation. Gene Ontology annotation, molecular function: structural constituent of ribosome. Lineage: Eukaryota; Metazoa; Arthropoda; Malacostraca; Decapoda; Parastacidae. The record is from RefSeq and is a predicted model, not a curated record. Gene Ontology annotation, cellular component: ribosome.